CUACACUCAAAAAUAUUUGCAUUAAAAUUUCAUAAGAUGGUAACAAUUUUUCUACGGUCAAUCGUUCCAUCCGACUUUCCACGCAAGCGCCACAAAGCGUCUUUGUCUGUUAGUAUUUUCCGCAGCAGUUCAAACAGAGUUCUACCGUACGUCCGAAGGCAUGAAAAAAGUAAUAUCAGUUGAUAUGAGUGAGAAAAUCGGAAAUUCUACGAAUUAUCGCAACGUCCAUUACGAAUCGGACGCCGAAUACACGAUACACGUCGCAAAGACAUUGUUGAAACUGAUCGGAAUCUGGCCUAGAAGGGAUACGUUCCUAGAUAACGUUAAAAUGUAUAUCCAAACAACGAUAGUUUUUUUCCUUAUGUGUUUCUUAUUAGUACCACACGUGAUUUAUACUUAUUUCGAUUGCGAAAAUCUGACCAAGUACAUGAAAGUAAUCGCCGCGCAGAUUUUCAGCCUUUUGGCGGUCAUCAAAUUUUGGACGGUAAUUUUUAAUAGAAAAGAAAUUAAAUUUUGCUUAGACCAAAUCGAAAUACAAUACAGGGACGUGAAAUGCGAAGAGGAUCGGCUGGUAAUGAUCAAUUGUGCAAAGAUUGGUCGAUUUUUUACAAUGAUGUAUUUGAGCCUUAGUUACACCGGUGCUUUGCCCUACCAUAUUAUUUUACCUCUAAUAUCAGAGAGAAUUGUGAAAGCUGACAAUACCACUCAGAUACCUUUGCCUUACUUGAGCGACUAUAUUUUCUUCGCUGUCGAAAAUUCACCGAUCUACGAGAUCAUGUUUGUCUUGCAAAUAUUCAUCAGUAGCAUUAUACUGUCUACGAAUUGUGGGAUUUAUAGCCUUAUUGCCUCUAUAACGAUGCACUGUUGCGGCCUGUUCGAAGUUACCAGUAGAAGAAUCGAGACACUUCAUAAAUGGAACAAAUAUGAUUUACAUGAUCGCGUUGUUGAUAUCGUUCAGUACCAUUUGAAAGCGAUUGGAUACUCUGCAUUGAUUGGAAAAUCACUCAGCAUCGUAUUUUUAUCGGAGAUGGUUGGCUGUACCAUUAUAAUAUGCUUCCUAGAAUUCGGUGUGAUCAUGGAAUGGGAAGGUCAUAAAACGUUGAGCACACUAACAUAUUUCGUAUUAAUGACAUCGAUUUUCGUAAAUGUAUUUAUAAUAUCGUUCAUCGGUGAUCGUCUGAAACAAGAGAGCGAGAGAAUAGGGGAAACAUCGUACUUUCUGCCAUGGUAUGAUUUUCCGGUGGACGUAGCGAAGAAUAUAAACACAAUCAUGCUCAGAACCAAUUUACCGUCGUGUUUAUCUGGUGCGAACAUAUUAGAACUCUCGCUUCAAGCAUUUUGUGAAGUAAGUCUCCGUACACAUUAUUUUAAAUAUAUUGAUAGAAAACUUCUUGAGCAGAGGAAGGAUUAUUGUAGGUUUGUAAAACUUCAGCAGCUUAUUUCAAUUUUCUACGAGCAAUGACAGUAUGAAGAUAUUUAACAACGUGUUCGAAGAUAAAUGUGAUUAAGAAUAACUAGUAGCACAUUGCACAUCAAGAUGCUUUGAAAAAGAUAAUAAAUAUUCUUUUCUUAUUUAUCAGACUCUUCCAUUCAAUACAACGGACUCAUUAUUCAAUAAAGCAUAACAAUGACCAAUACAAAGAGAAGUAUUCUUACCAUAAUCAGAAGAUUGACGAAGUCAUGUCGAAUUGGCGCCACGGCCCACCACUUGGCGAUGAACAUUGUCGUGCCCUCCUGAAUGGAUUAUAUUGAGUCUGAAAAACACCGUAAAACGUUGAAUUCAUUCGGCAGAUCCCGACUAAAUUCAAUAAACUCAUUUUUAGAAUCUCUAUUUUUAAUGUCGUUCUCCGUGAUGCCCCAGAAAGCCUUAAACUUGAACUAACAGCUACCGUAACGGUGUUCUUACCGUAAUCAGCACUCGAAUUACGUGCGACGAUGUUAAUGGCUAUCGCGCUUCGUAAUAAUAGUUAGAAAGAAACUAUGUUACCGAGUGUGAACGAUAACGUCGUAUUCUUCAAAUCAGCGCACGAUUAUGCAGUUCAAGAGAACUCACAAGAAAUUUCAUAUUUUUUCCAAAAGAAAAGUUUUACUACCCUUUUCGUCGCAAACGAUUUUCUUACCGAUGACGGAAAACACGAAAAAGAAAUUGGUCAAGUUGCACACAUGUUACAAGUAAAUCGCAUGGCUAUUACAAGAAAAUGAUCAAAAC
Messenger RNA from Bombus pyrosoma, 2209 nucleotides. RefSeq names its product putative odorant receptor 92a. Gene Ontology annotation, molecular function: olfactory receptor activity; odorant binding. The record is from RefSeq and is a predicted model, not a curated record. Lineage: Eukaryota; Metazoa; Arthropoda; Insecta; Hymenoptera; Apidae. The transcript has 4 exons. Gene Ontology annotation, cellular component: plasma membrane. Bases 161 to 1462 code for a protein of 433 amino acids. Gene Ontology annotation, biological process: detection of chemical stimulus involved in sensory perception of smell; sensory perception of smell.